AUGGCCCCAACAAGCGGCGUGUGCUUUUCUAAUAGCUCCGCUAUCGCAGAUUCCACCACAAAGAAUUUCAUCUCUGGAGUUACUGUUCUCGUAUCCCUGUUUGGACGUGAUGCCACGAAUCGCUUCCUAUCCCAAUCAGUCAGCAUAUUUGAUUGGUUAAUCUUUGCAUUGGCACCAUUGGGGGUACCGACCGCUAUUUUUGCCGUCAUCCGCACCUCUCGAAUGCAGUUCCUCAAGCGGAUGGUUGGAUUGGCCGAGGAUAAGGUCUCUGAUGUCGAAAAGGACCUUAUGUCUUCGACUUCUGAUGAUGUGUCUGAAAUCUGGGAUGGAGAAAAGGUUGUCCGAGUCAUUCGUCCGUCUACAGUCUCGGAGCUCUUCUUUGCCGGCCUAAACGGGAAUGCCAUGGAAGAGCCAUAUGGGAUCUAUUCCUCGCAAGAAGCAAAGUGCCGUGAUGGAGUCCUGGAGACAAAGCAUGAAUGGUCGGUUGACCACGAUAACACGGAACUUCAGCUUUGGGACAAACAUCCUGAGUCGCAGCCAACAAUCGACUCGGGAGGCGAUAUGGCUUACCCGCCAAAUAUGAUGCUCAAUUUGGGACCCUAUAACCGGCUGCCAUCACUCUGGACCACUACUAUUCUGGGUAUUUUCUUGGAAGCCGCUGUGCUCAUGGUGGCAAGCCUCACAACCUUCCACCCUACCUUGGCCAAAUGUUUCAAGUCCCGGCACUGGCCGUUUUACCUUUUCGCUAUCGGUGGCGCUCUACUAUUUGUCGGCCUCGUAGCAUGUGCAGCGGCAAUCGAUGGAGCAACGCGAGAUGUCAUCUGGAAGCCUAGAUGCCCGAAUGUGGCAGUUAUGUGGCUUCAAAGAGCCUCUGAUACUGAUGGGAAUACCUCGUAUGUUAUCGCUAAAAGGAUCAAAACCGACUUUAUCACCUCCCACCGUCCGCAUGGUGUACAGCCACUUGUGAAAUUUUCACCUCUAAUCAUAAGCUCGAUUACCAUUGGAUUCCUCAUGCAAGCAAUCGGCCUGUCGACAAUGCAUUGGCCACCUCAGGUGAUCCAGUUUAUUGCCACCAUAGUCAUGUUCGUUUGUAGGAGUUACCUGCGCCGGCAAGACUCGCCAGAUCGCGUCAAGAAGAUACAAACCGGCUGUUGUGAAGACUGGAUUGCGAAGAUGUUUGUUCUCAACCCGGAGAAUCUAUGGUCAGAGCCGUCAUCGGACGAUCCCGACGUUCAUUGGAAGUUGGAAGCUCUCGAAAUUGGCAACCAAGACUCACGUUUCGGCGAAUCCAAGUGUGCGCAGAACCUGCUGCAGACGCGCCGCUUUCUAGCCAACAUGACCCAGAAUGGCGGCCAUCCUAGGCUUCUAGCAUCAUCCCUUGCUUCAGCCAUCGACAACGUCAUUCAGGCGACAUCUCAAUUCAAGAUCUGGAAAGACGUCGAGAGUUGGUCCUGGAAUGUUGGACUUCGCGUGGACGAUGGGAUUCCUGAGGAAGUUAAACUCACAAUUCAGGGGACCGAGAAAGAACUGCAUGCAGAUGAAAAGGCCCUCGAGGCUCUUAUAUCAUUGCUCCCCUCUAGUAUCAUUACCCGGCAACGCACUGCAUGUCCAAGGAGAGGUCUAUUGUUUGUGGGCCCCGGUGAUCCACGGAUUGCAGAGGACUUGCGAGAGUUUGGGCAUGUCAAUGACCUUGGUCUUUACCAAGUGCCCCCGGUAGACCAGUCGCAGGACCUCAGAAUAUCAGUUGACCGAGAUAUGAUCCCUGGGAUUGAAGAAGAAUUCUUGGAGACAGCUCGUAGCUGGGCUGAGGGUGAGACGGUCACGUUCGACACAAAGAGGAUUUCAGAGCCCAGUGAAGUUGUUGGUGGUCGAGAUGCCGCUCUAACCAGGAUAUCAACUCAAUCGCCAGGUGAACUGUUUGCGCAGCAUAUAUUUGUCUGUUUCAUGUGGAUCAUUGCACGGGAGCUUGGUGAAAAAGGAAAGAAGGUUGACCCAGGGGAGACAAAAAAGCAAAGCGCAGUUACAGGAAACCUUAAGCGGUCCUGGUUGAAGAUCUUGAUGCGAAAGAUUGAGCUGACCAGACUUGGAAAUAUGGAUUUCGCAACUUUCGCCGUCAUUCCGCCACUGUCCCACUACCGUCUACUGGAUCGAGACGAUUUACACUCUUCAAGGCGAAACUUUGUGUCGCAUCAGCCUUCAUCAGUGGGUGUAUCUCCAUCUCGCAUGCAGUAUAGUCCGAAUGACGGUAUAUCUAGUCAACUUGAAAAGUUCAUACAACGGUGUCCAUGA
Aspergillus versicolor CBS 583.65 is the source of this 2289-nucleotide messenger RNA. RefSeq lists its product as uncharacterized. Bases 1 to 2289 code for a protein of 762 amino acids. Lineage: Eukaryota; Fungi; Ascomycota; Eurotiomycetes; Eurotiales; Aspergillaceae. The transcript has 3 exons. The record is from RefSeq and is a predicted model, not a curated record.